GGCGCAGAGCGCUGCACAGUCGCGCUCAGUCGCUCGGCAGCCGUAGCUCCGCCGCCACGUCGUUCGCAUCGCGUACACGCACGUGCCCACAGUUCGCAUAGUCAGUGUUGUCGCGCGCGCGCGCGCGAGCGUUCUCUCACUCGGCUCCACGACCGUGAUAACACACGUACCCACACGCACGCAAGCAAGCACGAACGGAUAUCGAGUGGCAGCAGUCGCCGUAUUAGUGUGCAAGUGCAGAGAUGAACUCUGGAGUUGAGUGUGGCAGCAGCAGCAGCAGCAGCAGCAGCAGCAGCAGCAGCAAAGCUGACGGCACCAGGAGUACUUCGCGUCCUUCGUGCCUGCGAAGCUGAAUCAUCCAGCCUGCGAGACGACAAACGCUACGCGCACGACAAAAGACAAAAGCCCAGCGAGCCGGAGCCUCUUCGAGCCUCUUCCGAGAAGCGUGGAAAGUGAGAAUCGGGGAGGAAGGAGAGCGAAGAAGGAGCAGACGCAGAAGAAGAAGAAGAAGAGGCAGAAGGAGCAGAAGAGGACAGCCGCCCGCUAGACGGAGCAGCAGCAACCGCCGUCGCCACCGCCGCCGCCGCUGCCGCCGCCAGUCGCCCAGCAGCCCCGAGCGAGACAGCGCCCAAGCCGCCGGCGAGCGCCGUGUUAUGAAAUUGCUGUCAAACAUCCAGCUGCCGCAGCUACCGCCGGUCUCCGCGGCCAGCAGCGGCAUGGCGGGCAUGGACUCGCGCAUCCCGCCGGGCAUCUCGCUGCCCUUCAGCCCCACCGACCUGCUCUGGCGCUACGGCCCGGCCAUGACCUUCUCGCCUACGGCCCACCCGCCGCCCAGUCCGCUGCUCGACUUCAAGACGCACCUACCCAGCACGCUCGCGUCCGACCCGAGGCUGUGGUCCCGCGAGGACGUGGCGCAGUUCCUGCGCUGGGCCGAGCGCGAGUUCGACCUGCCCAAGUUCGACAUGGACGUGUUCCAGAUGAACGGCAAGGCGCUCUGCCUGCUGACCAAGAGCGACCUUGGCGAGCGCUGCCCCGGCGCCGGCGACGUACUGCACAACGUGCUCAACAUGCUGGCGCGCGACUUCAGCCAGCUGCAGCGCUGCCUGCCGGGCUCGCCGGUCACGCCGACGCGGCCGUCGGCCGCCUACCCGCUCAGCCCGCACUCGCACCCGCCCACGCCCACCUGGGUCGAGAGCCCCUACGCCGCCAACCUGGCCUCGCUCAUGUCGGCCAACUCGGUCACGCUGUCGCCGGCGCCCUCGGUCGACAGCCAGGCCGGCUCGCCCGGCCACGCGUCCGCCGACAACAACCACAACCAGCUGUUCAAGGGCAGCGCCGAGUCCGACGAGGACAACCAGCACAGCGGCUCCGGGGGCAGCAGCGGCAGCCCGCCCGCCACGCCCACCGCCCUCGCGGCCCAGCGCCUCAGCGAGGUCUGCGUCAAGGACCAGCUCAGUCCCACGCUGCCGGCCUCGCACCAGAUGAUGCCGCUCACGCCCGGCGCCUUCAGGCCCGCCUCCGCCUCCGCGGCCAGCGGCGCGCGCGAGUUCUUCCCCAGCGACUCGCCCGAGCCCAAUACCAACGGUCGGCUGCUCUGGGACUUCCUGCAGCAGCUGCUCAACGACCCGUCGCAGCGCUACACACACUACAUCGCUUGGAAAGACCGGGAGACCGGCGUCUUCAAGAUCGUCGACCCGCCGGGCCUCGCGCGCCUCUGGGGCAUCCAGAAAAACCACCUGUCCAUGAACUACGACAAGAUGAGCCGAGCCCUGCGCUACUACUACCGCGUCAACAUACUCAGGAAGGUCCAGGGCGAGCGCCACUGCUACCAGUUCCUGCGCAACCCCACCGAGCUCAAGAACAUCAAGAACAUAUCGCUGCUGCGCCAGCAGAUCAAGUCCUCGGAGAUCCGGAUCAAGUCCGAGCUCGACGAGGAGGCCCUGCUCGCCGGCGGCAGCGCCAUGGAGCCCGAGAUCGACAUGCCCACGGAUCUGUCCAUGUCGAGCAUGAACGCCCCCCCGUCCGCGGACCCGCUCGGCCCGCCGGCGCACCCGCAGCCGCUGCCGCUCAGCGACCCGCCGCUCAAGUAUAGGAGCCACGCCUACAGCAUGAUGAAGGCCGAGCAGCAGGACCGAGCUGAGGAGAGGAAGUGACGCGGUGCCUGAGACGCAGCCGCCUUCUCCGACGUUGCUCACCUCGCCGCCGUCGAUUGACUCUCCAGGGCCGGCUCGACGAACCGAGUGCCCCCGUGAGACGACGCAGUCAUUGUGACGCUGCAGCCUCCUGCCGGCGGAGCCCGAUGCUCGACCAGCGAGACACGCAGACGUAGAUGCGCAAAGAACAAGAUUUAGACACAGACAGAGAGAAGAGAGAGCAGAAGUGCACGUCUUCUGCCUACUUUCUUCGAUUCGCUCGUCGUUUCUUUUUUCUUUUUUUCUUGUUUUCCCUUUCUUUGCGUUUUUCUUUUUUUUUUUUGUAACUACUUUCUUUCACGUUUGUUCAUUCGUUUGACGACAACGUGUCUCCUCGAAUCGUCGCGUUGCAACGAGGAGGACCAAAGUGCAAUGCUCGCUUGAGAGACUUGUCUACAAGUCAAGCAAGGAUAAUCACGAAUUCUUCCAUUACCAAGUACAACGCUAUUAAAAGCAUAUGCAAGCCACUCAAUCAAGCGCUCUGUGUGUGCGAGUGUUUUUUUUUUUUUAUUAUUAUUUUUGUUGCGACCCCCUCGUGGAACGAGAGAGACUGGAGCCUGAUACAACUACCACACUACUAAAGCCACACACUGAAGAAGAAAAAGAAGAAGAAGAUGAUGAAGAAGAAGAUGAAGAAGCUGAAGAUGAAGAAGCAGCACCCAGUGCGGAAGGGAAAAGAAGAAAUGCAACCGGUUGGUGCUUCACUCACGCGUUUUUUUUUUGACUGCUGCCAUCGUCGGAAUAUAAUACGCCGAGUACAAGUGUAGAACCUUUCGCUACAACGAACCGCAAGUCAACAAUAUGUACAACACGUGGAGAGCUGCUGUUGCGCGACCGACACACGCGCUCACCAAGUGUCCAGCGUAUUUUGUUCUUCGGAGAGAGUCGAGACUUUGGUUUAAUAGUUUUUCUUACGACUUUUUUUUUCUUUUUAUUUUGUAUUUUCUAUUAAUUUCUUCUCUUUAUUUGUUGAUAUUUUUUAAUUAUUUUUUCGUUGUCACAGGAAAAACAACACACGAAAGUGUUUGUGUUACCGGCAACGAGAGAUUCAGCCAUUGUUCGCGUUAUAAAUUAUUGAUUAUCUGCUCAUUGAUUUGCUGUGCGCCAACUCGCCAACGCUGCAAUGAGACAGACAGAGAAAAACAUUGUACAGUGGGUCGAGUUCAAGCGAUAGCGCGUGUGAUUGGGUUAGCAUGGGUGAUAUUACGUAGAUUAUAGUAAAAGUAUAGUAAAAAAAAUGAAUCAUUUGUGUGCCAAGAACAAUAAAUUGUUGUUAUUGUAAGACGUGUACGACGACGGAAAAUUUUCAACUUCGGUCUCCGAUCAAUGGUGCGAAUUUUCAACGGACGAGACAAACCACAUGCGUGUCUACAUUGUAAUCGAUUAUACUCUUAUAGAAAUUCGUAAGUUGUACAUAAGUUACUUGCUAUAGGGCAGAGAUGAAGGAAAGCUAAAAGGAUAUCUAUCGUACGGAGAAAAAAUAGAAGGAAUUUAUGGAAAUUUGGGGCCAGAGUUAUACAUAAAUUUAUACAUAUAUAAAUAUAUAUAAAGUAAACAUGAUAUAUAUUUUACUACCAAAAUUUAUAUUCGAAAUUUCUACGUCGUUACUGGGUGUGCGAUAAUGUGGCUUACAUUCCACGACCAGGCUUUUGCACUGGCUCGACCAACUAUUUCGGUGCAAACAAAUUUAUAGAUUACCCGCGUUAGUGGCAAUUCAGAGUAAUAAUACAUUUUCAAUGUAAUUAUGUAUUGUAUUUUUUCACGGAUUUUGAUAAUUUUCUUAAAGAAAAAAAAUUAACUGUGAAAGUUUGUACAAAGUUUCUUUAUGCUUUGUAGAAGAGGUCUACAAAUUCAUGUUGUCAUAGAUAGAUGUUUAUUUAAAGGCCAAAUAUGAAUUUUCUAUGCUUGGAAUUGUAAAUUAUGAGAUAAAUUUGAUGAAAGCCAUUUUCUUUUUAUCGAGAAAACUUCAUUGCUUAAAUUGUGAUAAGCAAAAACUAUUAUUUUUAUUCACACAAAACAAUAGGCUUCGCGUAAUCGUCUAUGGAAAAUUCUUAUUGAGAGGCUUAAGUGAUUUACUGGAGAAUUGAAAAUUGUAUCUGGCUACUUGUGUACUGUGAUCUCUGUAAGCUAAAAUCUGCGAAUAUGUAUAUAAUUAGAUUGGAUCGGAACAGAUGUUAAUUGAAAAAAUAAAUAAUUGUAUACCUUUUCAAGAGAAAAAAGAAAUUAAAGUUGUGAAUCGAAUAAGAUACGACACACACAUGCACUUGCGUGUAUGCUUAUAAAAGUUACUUUCAGUUCUUGUUUGCAAAGUGUAAAUAAUUUAUACUCGAGAAUCGGUGUACAAGGAAAGCACUACUGGCAUAUAUUAUAGAUCUUAGGUAUGAUAAUGUUUACCCUAAAAGGGUGAAUGCGGUGAAAAGAGUUUAUAUUGACUAAACAUAAGUGAGAAAAGUGUAUAAAAAAUAUAAUGCCUGUAAAAUUUUAGAAUUAGAAUCAUUUUAUUAUAUUAUAUAAAUUGUUACUGAAAAAUUACUAGAUAAAAAUGUUGUAAAUAUAGACUUAUUUACUUAUUAAGAUUACCCACGACUUUAUUAUUUCUACCUAGGUCUAAUUAUUGGUAAAUGUCGUAAACGAAACAAUCUUUUUUAGCAAAGUAUUUUUGUUAAAAAAAAUGUUUAUUGAACAUAAUUACAUAUUUACACAACUACUGGAAAAAUACAAUAUCAUCUGCUAUAACUGA
Phymastichus coffea is the source of this 4932-nucleotide messenger RNA. It is a transcript of the gene aop, whose product is annotated as ets DNA-binding protein pokkuri. The transcript has 6 exons. The record is from RefSeq and is a predicted model, not a curated record. Gene Ontology annotation, biological process: cell differentiation; regulation of transcription by RNA polymerase II. Gene Ontology annotation, molecular function: sequence-specific DNA binding; DNA-binding transcription factor activity, RNA polymerase II-specific. Gene Ontology annotation, cellular component: nucleus. The coding region runs from base 654 to 2153 and encodes 499 amino acids. Lineage: Eukaryota; Metazoa; Arthropoda; Insecta; Hymenoptera; Eulophidae.